CGCGCGAGUUCAGCCGGCUUUCAAACCGGAAUGUGUGAGAGAGAGCUUCAGUCAGCGUGUUUAACCAUGGAGAACCGGAUUAAACGGCAGAGAGUGGACGGAGAGUGUGUGAAACCGAUUAAUAACGGAGAGUUUGAUCACUGGGACGUCGAAGACACGGUGACGUAUCUGCGGGGAGAAGGGCUGCAGGAAUGGGCGCAGAUGUUCAGAGAUCAUGGGAUAACAGGAGCAGGCCUGCCGUGUCUGACUGAGGUGCACUUGGAGAAGAUGGGGGUUUCGCCUCUGGGAGCGCGGCUGCACAUCCUCCACUGCCUGCAGAAACUCUGCCAGAUCUCAGCUGAACCCAUGAAGGUGUUUAAUGACCCCAUCCACGGCCACAUUGAGCUGCACCCGCUGCUGCUGCACUUCAUAGACACUCCUCAGUUCCAGCGGCUCCGUCACAUUAAGCAGCUCGGAGGAACCUACCUGGUGUUCCCCGGGGCGUCCCACAACCGAUUCGAGCACUCCAUAGGGGUGGGUUAUUUGGCCGGGUGUCUGGUGAAGGCUCUCAAUGAAAGGCAGCCAGAGCUGUUCAUCACAAAGCAAGACGUUCUGUGUGUGCAGAUCGCUGGAUUGUGCCAUGAUUUGGGUCACGGCCCGUUUUCUCACAUGUUUGAUGGCAUGUUCAUCCCUAAAGCUCGACCUGCUGACAAAUGGAAGCAUGAGAUGGCCUCAGUGCAGAUGUUUGAUCACCUGGUGCAGGUAAACGGGCUGGAGGCGGUCAUGCUUCAGCAUGGGAUGAGGCUUCCUGAAGAUCUGAUCUUCAUCAAGGAGCAGAUCGCUGGACCACUGGAGAGCGUCGUGCUGGACCAGUCGCAAUGGCCGUAUAAGGGUCGACCGGUGGAGAAAUCCUUCCUGUACGAGGUCGUGGCAAACAAAAGAAACGGCAUUGACGUGGACAAAUGGGAUUAUUUUGCGAGAGAUUGCUAUCAUCUGGGAAUCCAGAAUAACUUUGACUACCAGCGCUUCCUCAGGUUUGCACGCGUGUGUGAAGUGAGAGGAAAGAAGCACAUCUGCACCAGAGACAAGGAAGUUGGCAACCUGUAUGACAUGUUCCACACCCGCAACUGUCUGCACCGCCGGGCGUAUCAACACAAAGUGGGAAACAUCAUCGAGACCAUGAUAACAGAGGCGUUUUUAAAGGCUGAUCCUCAUAUCCAGAUCCAGGGCUCUUCUGGAAGGAUCUUCACCAUUUCUUCAGCUAUAGAAGACAUGGAGGCCUACACCAAGCUCACAGAUCAUAUCUUUGAGCAGAUUCUCUACUCGUCUGGGCCAGAGCUGUCCGAGGCUCGAGCCAUCCUGCAAAACAUCAUCUGCCGCCGGCUGUACAAGUGUGUGGGACAGACCACAUCCGAGACCAACGUGGACGUCUCACAGGAAAAGCUGCUGGACUGGGCGAAGGAACUGGCUCGCUCUAAACCCGCCGGCACUGAGGGAAACCUGAUCGCUGAGGACUUCGUAGUCAGUGUCAUUCACAUGGAUUAUGGGAUGAAGGAGAAGAAUCCCAUCAACAACGUCCACUUCUACUGUAAGAAUGAUCCCACCAAAGCCAUCAAGAUCCACAAGAAGCAGGUGUCUAAACUCCUGCCGGAGCGCUUUGCAGAGCAGCUGAUCAGGGUUUACUGUAAGAAGACGGACAACAAGAGUCUGGAAGCUGCUAAAAAGUACUUUGUGCAGUGGUGCAUGGACAGAAACUUCACCAAACCACAGGAUGGAGAUAUCAUUGCUCCAGAACUCACUCCACUGAAGCAGGACUGGCACGCUCGUGAGGAUGAGGACGAAGAUGAGGAGGAGAAGCACAGACAAAACCAGACUCUUCCUCAGCACACGCCACAGAGGACUGGGAGAAACGUAAAAGUCAACCUUUUUCAGGCUCGGGGCGAAACAAAACUCUGAAUAACACUGCAAAACAUGCUUCAAACUCCUGUUUCCAGUCCAAACAUUGAAGAGUUCUGAAAUCAUGAAGCAUUUUCUGGACAAAUAGGAAGUAUAGUCAUGUUUUCAGGCUAUAGUUUGCCCUUAAAACAAGCAAAAUAAUCUGAAAAUGGGGAAGUGGGAUCAGGUUAUGUCAAAGCAAAAACUAGAUUAUUAAACUCACCCUAUUUUGGCAGAUUAUUUAGCUUGUUUGAAGGAAAAUCUCACUUCAUUUUGACUCAUUAUUACUGAAAACAAAGCAAAUAUUUAGUGCUUGUCUAGAAAAUGCUUCUUGAUUUCAGAGUUUGUAGAUAUUUAGAAUAGAAACAAGACUAAAAAUCCAAAUAAUAAAGUGUUUAUUGCAGUGUUCUGGCAUUGAUGAUCAGCCCUCAGUGAAAUAUACAGCUUUUACCCCACAGACAGAUCAGCAGACGCCUGUAUGUGCUUUUACUUUCUGCUUUAAUAUCAUGUUGAUCAGCAGGGUUUUUUGAGGAAAUCAACACUUCAUCAUCAUGUGUUCACGCAGAGGGAGCGUUACAUCUGCAGUUCUUCUUAUCUUUAUUAUUUUAAACGUUAUUAUUCUUAUUUUAAUCAGGGACCGGCUGUUACAUUGUUCUCUCUCGGCUCUUGUAGUGCUGAAAUGCGGUGACGUAUCAGUAUUUGAGCUCAAUAUAUAUUUAUAUUUUAUGCUUGAAGUGUUUGUGUGGUCUCUUGCUCUCAGUGAUUUCAGAUGUGCUUCCUGUUCAUCAGUGCAGGGAUGUGCUGUAAACACACAACUUAUUUCAAAGCAUACAAACAAACGUGUGUGUGUGUGUGUGUGUGUGUUUGCAGUGUUUAUUUAUUUUGUUGAUGCAUGCAUGAUUCCCUUCUGCUUUGUGUUGUGAGAUUUCUCUGAUAAUCUACAGGGAGCCGCUGAACUUUAUAAAAGAGAAAGUAUUGUGCAUCAGUACAGUAGAGGACUGCUGUUCUUCUUCUUUUCCUCAGGACUUCCUCUCUCCUGACUGUAAAUAGGAGUUGUUCAUCUUGCAAUAAAUGCUCACCGACUGUAAGUGAUGUUUGACCA
Molecule: messenger RNA, 3016 nt
Organism: Danio aesculapii
Lineage: Eukaryota; Metazoa; Chordata; Actinopteri; Cypriniformes; Danionidae
Gene: samhd1a
Product: SAM domain and HD domain 1
Exons: 16
Coding region: 31-1935 (634 amino acids)
Biological process (GO): defense response to virus; dGTP catabolic process; regulation of innate immune response
Cellular component (GO): nucleus
Molecular function (GO): protein binding; dGTPase activity
Source: RefSeq, a predicted model, not a curated record